Molecule: messenger RNA, 1185 nt
Organism: Knipowitschia caucasica
Lineage: Eukaryota; Metazoa; Chordata; Actinopteri; Gobiiformes; Gobiidae
Source: the annotation of a GenBank genome assembly
AUGUUGAGACUGUCGCGCUCGUGCCCCCGGCUGCAGCCUGUUGCAGAAGCAGCGGCUCGAACUCAGGACGCGUCUCAUCCAACAACUCCCCCCAACAAGGAACUACUACCGAAGAACCCUUACCCGGGACCCACGGACGGGAGCCUCAAAGUGCGAGGAGCCCCAGUGCAUGAUGGGAUCUAUCUGCAGCUUCAGUGCAUGAUGGGAUCUCUCCGCAGACCCAGGCCACGGUUCAUGAGCUCUCCGGUUCUGUCGGACCUGAGUCGGUUUCACAGCAGCUCCACAGCUCUACAGCUCUCCAACACCAGGGUCUGGAACAGUGUUCAGUCUGCAGUGAUGAAGGUGUUCCAGGGCGAAGAUCUUCAGCCAAAUGAACUGUACUCACUGAAUGAGAGCAUCAGAUGGCUCCUGAGGACAGAGAUGGGCUCCUUCAUCCCAGACUUCUUUCAGAACCAGCUCCUGCCUCAAGGCCUGGCCGACGUCCUGCACCUCCUCCUCACUUCUGGAGAUGAGGAGGUGCUGAUGGCUCUCUCUGUCGCCUGGGAGCGUUUCUUCACGGAGACUUUACCCACUCUGCAAGCCAUAUUCUACCCAGUGCAGGGUCAGGAGCUGAGCGUGCGGCAGAUGGCGCUGUUGUCCUUCAGAGACCUGGUGCUUCUCAAACUCCCCCUGGAAGACACUCUGGGAACUGCAGCCUGUGUCCCACCGGCCAUCACACAGAUGCUGCUGGUGCUGCAGGGCGUUCAUGACUCCAGCGCCUCCUCGCAGGAGUAUGUGCAGCUGGAGCGUCUGGUGGAGGUCGUGGUUUCUCCUUAUCUCAGCAACAUCACAGAAGAUGCACAACACCUCCUCCUCGAGUCUCUGCUCCUGCACACGCCGCACUCUGAGGUCACGGGCCCUCAGACCUCGGCCUUGGUUUCAUUCCCGGCCCCAGUCUCGGCCUCGGUCUCCCUCCCCCUGGGUCCGUUGCUGGAGCAGGAGGGUGAGGCAUACCUGGAGAAGAGCACACGCAGACACACUGUGGCCUCAGUCCUGACUGCGGCUUUUCGAACCGAACAGAACCGAACUUCUAUCAACAGAGGAGGAUUGGGGAACCUCCUUCUGAGAGGGCGGAGCCUUUGUGGAGGGGGAGGAGCCUAUGCUGCAGGGGCGGAGUCUCUGCUGAGGGGGAGUAGCCUGUGCUGA